GUUCCUCUUCUUGCAGUGCUCUGCUCGCACAUCCACCGUUUUUUUUUUUGCUUUCUGGUUCUGCGUUUUUCAGUAUUUUUUUUUUUUUUUUUUUUGGCUCCCCUUCCUUUCCGAAAGCUUCCUUUCGUUCUUCUCAUUCACCUGCUUUUUCAUUCCACUCUACUGCGACCAUGGUUGACUUGGCCAUCUCGUCCAGAAACUCGGCAGCGAGAACGCGCCACUCUGGCAGACGACAUGUUGCUGGGAUGCUGGCGGUGGUGGCAAUUGUGUCGGCGGUUUGUGCUGCACUUUUCGCCGCUCCCACCGUCGCUCAGGCGUCGGCAAAGAAGCUGCCCGGACCAGGCGAUCGUGCAAUGUGGGUUUGGGGCGGCAUCACGUUCAGCAGCCAGGCCAGUAUCACCAGCUUUCUCGAUUUUGUCAACGCUCCGCACGGCUAUCCGGGUUUGUCCAUCAAUCGAAUUUUGCUCGCCUGCGGAAGCAAGUACCUCUCGGGCUCCAGUGCGACCCAGAUGCGCAGCUUUAUUCAGCAGGCCCACGCUCGCGGCGUUCUUGUCGAGUAUCUCGAUGGCGAUGCGCAGUGGACGACCAGUGCGUCGCUCGCCUCGACCCCCAAAAAUCUCGUUUCGCAGGUCAUUGCGUUCAACAAGGGCACCGCCGACGUAACGGAUGACUUUGACGGCAUUCACCUGGACAUUGAGCCCCAUGUGCUGGGUGCGCUUUGGACGAGCAACAGCGCGGGUGGCACGGACAAGUACAACAACCUCCUCGAAGACAACAUGCUCGCCAUCUACCGCGCCUGCAAGCAGCUGAUUGUGGCGGGUGACCCAAAGAUGACGCUUGCGGCUGACAUUGGUGUUUGGUACGUCUCUGCCGCCACCGACAUCUGGAACGGAUUUAUGAACGACCAGUCCGUCGACUACCUCGGCAUCAUGGACUACACGGACAACCAGCCAACCUACCAGACUCAAGCCCUGGCCAACUUGAAGGCUGUCAAGGGCAACAUCAAGAUUAUGGUUGGCGUUGAGUCGAUUGAUCCCAAUUCGGCACCCGAUGAGCAGUCCUUCUAUCAAGAAGGCUAUGGUCCGCUCGAGGCGCAACUCUUGAAGACCAGCACUGCACUCAAGGCAUACUCUUCGUGGGGUGGAUAUGCCAUUCACCACUAUGGCAGCUACUCGACUCUCGGAUACUGGCUGCAGGGCGCUGCGCCGGCGAUUCCGGCGGCCUGGAAGAGCCCUCGACCCGACUACCCGAGCUACGGAACGUCCACUGGCACAACCACCAAGAGCACGACGACCAAGACCUCAACGUCAACCUCCACCUCAAAGUCAACCUCCACCUCCACUUCGACAUCCACCAAAACCAGAACAUCGACCUCGACUUCGACCUCCAAGCCGACUGGCGGCUCAACCGGGACGGGAGUUAUCACGACCGGAAAGAAGAUGCCUGGACAAGGCGACCGUGCAAUGUGGGUCUGGGGCGGUAUCACGUACAGCAGCCAGGCCAGCAUCACCAGCUUCCUCGACUUUGUCAAUGCCCCGCAUGGCUAUCCCGGUCUGUCCAUCAACCGAAUUCUCCUGUCCUGCGGCACCAAGUACUUGUCGGGCACUGGCGCGACCCAGAUGCGCAGCUUUAUUCAGCAGGCUCAUGCUCGUGGCGUUCUUGUCGAGUACCUUGAUGGCGAUGCGCAGUGGACGACCAGCGCGGCGCUCGCGGCAACUCCGAAAAACGUCGUGUCCCAGGUCAUUGCGUUCAACAAGGGCACAUCCGAUGCCACAGAUGACUUUGACGGCAUUCACCUGGACAUUGAGCCCCACGUUUUGGGAGCGCUUUGGACGAGCAACAGCGCGGGUGGCACGGACCAGUACAACAACAUGCUUGAGGACAACAUGCUUGCCAUUUACCGCGCGUGCAAGCAGCUGAUUGCCGAGGGCGAUCCCAAGAUGACGCUUGCGGCCGACAUUGGCGUCUGGUAUGUCACCUCUGCCACCGACAUUUGGAAUGGCUUCAUGAAGGACCAGUCUGUCGACUACCUGGGCAUUAUGGACUACACCGACCAGCAGCUUCCGUUCCAAAACAAGGCCAUCCAGAACCUGAAGGCCGUCAAGGGCAACAUCAAGAUCAUGGUUGGCGUGGAAUCCAUUGAUGAGAACUCUGCACCUGAUGCACAGUCGUUCUGGCAAGAAGGCUAUGGUCCUCUGGAAGCCCAGUUGGCUACCUCCAGCACCGCUCUCAAAGCAUAUUCGGCCUGGGGAGGCUACGCCAUCCAUCACUACGCCAGCUACUCGGUUCUUGGGUAUAAUCUGAAGGGAGCCGCGCCUGCCAUUCCCGCUGCGUGGAAGAAGCCCAGAGCGGAUUACCCCAACUAUGGCUCGGUGACGGUGCCCGGUGAAGAAGAGGAAGAAGAAGUCGUCGUACCAAAGCCCUCAAAGUCGGCGACCCCUCCUGUCAACACUGACUGCGUGUGCCGCCCCAACAGACGUGAGGCCACAGACGAGGAAGACAUGGCCGUGAACUACGCCGCUGAGGAUGCGCAUUCCAAGAGCGGGUCCAACACCCAGCUCAUGGUUGUUGCAGCGCUCGGGUGGGGCGUGGCUUCUGUUGGUAUUCUCAACAUGCUCGUCACUGAGCGACGCCGUCGUGCCGAAAAUGCAGCAGCCCUGGCAGCCAACAUGUGA
Molecule: messenger RNA, 2675 nt
Organism: Capsaspora owczarzaki ATCC 30864
Lineage: Eukaryota; Filasterea; Ministeriida; Capsasporidae
Exons: 3
Coding region: 171-2675 (834 amino acids)
Source: RefSeq, a predicted model, not a curated record